GUUCAAAAUUUCCAACCAAUCAACGGCAGCGGAUUUGUAAACAGAGGCGACGCGCUUGUAUUCGAGGUUUCCUUCAUGUGUACAGACAGAGAGGGGACGAUUACUUAUUGUCUUUAUUUAGCUGACUAAGGUAAACCACUGGGAGUGUCCUGGGAGCAGGAUUAAAGUAGCAAUGAGGAGAUCUGCAUCAGGGAGAGUCAGCCUUCAGGCACCAGGGGUCCUGAAACCAAGAAAUGAACCCUUUACUCCUAAUACCAGGGAGAGUGGUGGUCAAGCAGUGCGGAAGUCAUACAUCCCAAAGACAGGACCGGGUGGAAGUGCCAAGCGACUUGCUGGUAGAAUAGGGCGAAGCAGCACAGAGAAUGUGUCACGGUUGUCCUUUGCCUCCUCACGCUUCACUCCAACACGCCACAACACCCCAGCCUGUGCUCCCCAGAGUGUCAACAGAUUGUCCACAGACUCUGCCCGCAACUCUGGCAUAGGCACCUCCACUCGGAAGGAGACGCGAUAUGUUAAUGACCCAGCCCACAAGACUCAGUGCAUCAACAAGAUCAUGGAGUUCCUUAGCAGCAGAGGGAAGUCAUACCAACGUCGAACUCUCCUUACUCCCACCACUAAUGACUUUAAGGAUAUUUUUAAUUUCAUCUAUCAGCAUUUGGACCACAGCUAUACACUGCCCCCUAGAUUUGAAGAAGAAAUUCCUAAGUUACUGAAAAAUAUAGACUGCCCAUUCCAACUCACCAAAUCUUCCUUUGUCACUGUUGGAUCUCCACACACAUGGCCUGUUGUCCUGGCUGCAUUGGCAUUCAUGGUGGAUUUUGUCCAUAUUAACUCCAUCAUGGAUUCUUCAGUGCCUGAAGAUGAUCUUGACGAUGACACCACCAGUCCUGUACAUGUUUGCAUAGAGGCCUUCAAGUGCAGUGAUGAUGCUGAAGAGAUUGCCUGCCUUGAGGCACAUAUAGAACGCAUAAAGGCCGAGAAUAAUGUGAGUGACAAUGAUAUGGAGGAACUCAGUGAAACUAUAGAAGCAAAACACCACGAACUGGAAUCUCUGCCCAAGGUUAUUGAUGAACUGAAACAGCUCAAGCAAUGUAAUGUACAGUAUUCUGAUGACUUGGUGAAACUGAGUACUUACUUGCAAGAACUUGAAGUUGCCAUUCAAAACAAAGUUGCAAUGGAAAAGAGCAUAAAGCAGUCAAUUAUGGAACUGAAUACUGAGGAGAGUAAGAUAUCUGAAGAGAUUAAUCGUUUGAAGAAGCUCAAAAACCAACAAACAUACAGCAGCUCUGAGUUGAUGCAAUUGAAGAAUCAUAGUCAAGAAGCUACCAAGGAAAUUGAAUACCAAGAGCAAUUAAGAAAUGAGUUGGGUAAUCAGGUUCGUAAUCUGGAACUGGAGGUGUCAAAAUCUGAAUCUGCCUUCAGAGCCUCUACUGUCCAGCUUGAGAAUUUGCUGGAGAAACUAAACUUGAGCAAAGAUUUCUCUGACAUAGAUCUGAAGAGUGAAGAUGUAAUCAACCGGCAUGAUGAAAUCAUGCGUAUCUUAACGAAACUCAAAAAGGAAGCAAAGAAAAAUACAUCUGAGACACAAGAAGAACUGUUUAGAUUAGGCCAAGUUGCAGAGAGAUCAAAAUGGUUAUUGCAAGAAGGAUUGGCAGAAGGCAAUAAACUGAAAAAAAAAAUCCAGCACGUCGAAGAAGAAAACGAAGUCACACAAGAAGAAAUGAAAAGAGAGCAUCAGAUGAAACUAGACGAACUUGAGGGACUGCAUCAAAAGAUCAUGGAGGCCCGCAAGACACAAAAGAAACCUGUUCAUGACCUUCACCAGCUGGACGACAUGAUCAUUGCUAAAAAACAAGAAUUAGAACAGUCCAAGAAGAAAGAAGAAAAGUGCAUGUAUGAUGGACUUCAGUUCCAGAAAAAAUUCUUUGAAGACCAAUUGCAGCAUGCUGAAGUUCAGAGGAAGCUUAUUGUGGCACACACUACUCACAUCAAUGCUGAAUGCACAAAAUUUUUGGAAUGGCUUGAUUCACUAGAUAUGGACUGAAUCGUGCUCAGUCCUGCUCACACACUAGUUUAGUAUAUGGAUAAGUAUUUCUGCACUUCAUUAUUGCUUUCCUCAUGUUAAGUUUGUUGCUGUGUCUUCUGUGUUGGGUUUUUUAAGUCUUCCACAUCUGUCUUUUCUUUUGUCACUUAUUUUUUUUACAUCUUAACUCUUACAUAUCUGUUUUUACAAGCAUAGAAUAUGUCUAACUGUAAUAAAAGUCUCUUAGCAUGUACAGUUAGAAAGCUUGGAAAUAAACUUGUCAAAUAAAAGAGUAAAUAUUC
Scylla paramamosain (green mud crab) is the source of this 2325-nucleotide messenger RNA. RefSeq names its product kinetochore protein NDC80 homolog. Gene Ontology annotation, cellular component: Ndc80 complex. The transcript is spliced from 13 exons. Gene Ontology annotation, biological process: attachment of mitotic spindle microtubules to kinetochore. The record is from RefSeq and is a predicted model, not a curated record. Lineage: Eukaryota; Metazoa; Arthropoda; Malacostraca; Decapoda; Portunidae. The coding region runs from base 173 to 2044 and encodes 623 amino acids.